Molecule: messenger RNA, 1227 nt
Organism: Sphaeroforma arctica JP610
Lineage: Eukaryota; Ichthyosporea; Ichthyophonida
Exons: 1
Coding region: 6-1169 (387 amino acids)
Molecular function (GO): nucleotide binding
Source: RefSeq, a predicted model, not a curated record
CGUUCAUGACAGAUCAAGUAGGGCUGACUAACUCAAUCAUGAGCGACAGUAUAUUGUCAACGCUUCCAGGAAGCGAACCUAUUCGCGUGGGAAUAGUCGGAUAUGGAUACUCAGCCAAAACAUUUCACAUACCGCUUUUAACAUCGAAUGAAAAUUUCAAGUUCACAUCUAUCUCCUCGUCUCAGAAAGAGACCCUGGAGAGCAAAUACCCUGAUUUGGUAGUUUUCAACAGCCCUGAGGCUCUCAUCAAGGACUCUAAUGUACAGUUAAUUGUGAUCACAGCACCCAACGCGGUACACUUCUCGCUCGCCAAACUAGCCCUAGAAAAUGGGAAACACGUGGUGUUAGAGAAACCCAUGUGCAAUACAUUGACGGAAGCCAUGGAGCUCGUGACGUAUUCCACAUCCCAGGGGCUUUUACUAUCCACGUUCCAUAAUCGACGCUGGGAUGGGGAUUUCCUGACGGUAAAGAGUGUUAUCGAUGCAAACAAGCUCGGAGAUGUCCGAGUGUUUGAAAGUAGGAUGGAUAGAUUUAGACCCGUUGUUCGAGACAGGUGGCGUGAGAAUCCGGGACCGGGCAGCGGCAUAUUCUAUGACCUAGGCUCCCAUCUAUUAGAUCAAGCUUUGACCCUUUUCGGCGUACCCACAUCUGUCUCGGGUACAAGUGUAGCACUGAGACCCGGAGGAAGCACGGUUGAUUUCUUUGACGUGCACUUGCACUAUGAGGACUCGAAAGUAGAGGUUAUCCUGCAUUCGGGCCCGUAUUUUGCUGGAUGUAAUCCUAGAUUUACGGUGUGUGGCGAGAAAGGAACAUAUGUCAAGUUUGGUGUAGACGUACAGGAAGAUCAACUAAAGCAAGGUAUAACCCCGGCAGAUGCCGACUAUGGUGUUGAAAGUAAGGUAGCCUCAGCCGCCAAAUCAGGUGGUUUAUAUACGCCUCCGGGCGAGAGUGAGGUGGAAACCCUGGACGGAAGGUACCAAGCCUACUUUGAGAACAUUGCGGGUGUUUUGCACGGUGAAAGUGGGUGCGAAAGUCAUGUGCAAGGGGCUCAAGUGGUGUGGGUCUUGUUUCUGUUGGAGUUGUGCCAAGCGAGCUGUGACAAGGGUGUGCGCCUGACUGUGAAGGAUUCCAGUGCCGGUUUACCCGAGUAUCCGAUGCCAAGCAAGUAGUGGAUCGCGUGGCUAUUUAAUAUAGAUCGGAAUUGAUAAAUACUGUCGUGAAAACAGA